AAGAAGGAUGUGGGAUGUGGGCAACCAAUCGAUAAUCAUCUGCGGCUCAUAUUACCACUCUGUUAUUGCAGAAGACGAACGACUGGAAGCAGUCUAACGGGCCAUACGCUUGCCAACGUGUCUCUCCUGAUUGAUGACCCGUCUACACAGAACUUGCCAGUAAAACUAAAUACAAUUCCGGAAACAUUUUAGAAACAUUUUAGAAACUGGUGAAUUGCGACGUAGAAAAGUUUGCAAGAGCUGAAAGAAACACUCGAAGAGAGAAUUUCAGAGCAGCUAAAUUUAUAGCAGACUAGACUAUCUCAUAAGACUACUUUUGUGUUCUUUGUCCCAAUACGUGGAGAAUGGAUCGUUCUACAGUGAACAAACUUCAACACCAAUACUGGGUGACGAAGCAGACCGUGUAUCGAAAGUUGGGCAAGAAAGAGGACGAGUGCAUAAUUGCCUCCGACUCUGAACUAGAUGCCAAACUGGAAUUAUUCAAAUCUAUUCAUCUUUCGUCAAGUGCCAUGAACAAACUGUUGGACCGUUACCAGGAAAAGAUUUGUGCUCUAGCUCAAGAGCAGAAUGAGAUGGGCAGAUUUCUCAAGGAGUAUGGAAAGGCAGACAAGAGCCCUGGACCAUCAGGAAAAAUGAUGAUUCAAAUGGGCAAAAGCCUACAGCUCAGCAGCCAACAAGAGAUUGCUUUGAGACCCCCAUUGUUGAGAUUAUACCAGGAGGUUGAGACGUUUAGAAAUCGUGCAGUGGACGAUACUCAUGGUACGAUCCAACAAAUGGAAAAACACCGAACAGAGUACCGGGCGUCGUUAAAUUGGAUGAAGAAAGUGAGCCAAGAACUGGACCCAGAUACAAACAAGCAGAUGGAGAAAUUCAGAAAGGUACAAAAUCACGUAAAGAGUAGCAAAUCUCAUUUUGACAAACUGAAGCUCGCCUGUUUGCAAAAAGUGGACCUUUUAGCUGCUGCAAGAUGCAACAUGUUUUCACACGCACUCAUCCAAUACUUGCAAGCCAUGUCGAAAACAACGUCAAAGAACGCAAAAAUUUUCAACACUCUUGCCAUCACAUUCAAAGGGCACCAGUACUUUGAGUUUUCAAUUAUUAAAGAACUUGCCGAACCCUCGAAACGGUUAGCAGAAGAGUGUGGUAACAAACCAGCCACUGAAGAACUGCUUUUUGACUUUAAUGACGACUUAAAAAACGAACAAGAUUCUUCCACAAAUGAAUCGAGACAAGAAGACCCAUCCUCCGCUGGAAGUACUUCGCUGUUCCAGUCACGGAAUGAAGGAACAAGGCACGGAGAAAAUGAGAGCCAAGAUCUUUUGAGCUUAGCCAACGCCACAGAAUUCUUGGAGACCUUGUUGGGUCCACUGGACCAAAGUCCUGAGAGAGCACAAGACGUCCUAGAUCUCGGCAUGGAUUUACCAGACAAGGACAAUAAAGAUAAUAUUUCAUCAAACUCCCUGAUCAACAUUGGGUCAUUCAUUCCAAAAAAAGAUCAGAAAAAAGAGUCUCAAAAGGAAAGUAAACCAAGUGACGUCAUGAGCUUACUUUCAUCGGAUGACUUUGAUGGUCUUUGCUUUGACCAAGAAAGUGGGGAUACGAUGGCUCUACUCAACGAAAUUCUCAACGCCGGCAAACCGUCUGCACAACCAACAUUGCUUCCUACACUUGAAACUGGAGGAUCGGGUGACUCGUUAGUACCACCACUUUCCCCGUUUGGGAGUUCUGCACAAUCGUCAAAUUCGUUUAUGCCUUCAUACUUGUUGGACUUGGGCAGUUUAACCACUGGACCAUCAUCAGCAGGGCAAGAUUUACUUAAUCUGAGUUCGCAAAGUAGUGAUUGUCUACUACAACCAAUACAGAAAGUUACAGAAGCGACAUCCUCCUCCACGACAAAUUCAAACAAAACAUGGUAUGAUAUUUUCGCUGAUCUAGACCCAUUAGGAAAUCCAGAUGCAAUAGGAGACAAAGAAAAAGAAAACAAAGAGAUGGAAAACAGAUAUUGCUGAAUGAAUCAGAGAAUAUUGUGUCAUAUCAACGUACAUGUGUGUGAAUUUAAUAUAUAUAUAUAUAUAUAUAUAUAAGUACUAAAAACAUACAAUAAAUUUGAUUUAACUCGCA
Messenger RNA from Folsomia candida, 2121 nucleotides. It is a transcript of the gene ICA69, whose product is annotated as islet cell autoantigen 1. Gene Ontology annotation, biological process: regulation of transport. Gene Ontology annotation, molecular function: protein domain specific binding. Lineage: Eukaryota; Metazoa; Arthropoda; Collembola; Entomobryomorpha; Isotomidae. The transcript has 11 exons. The coding region runs from base 345 to 2009 and encodes 554 amino acids. Gene Ontology annotation, cellular component: Golgi apparatus. The record is from RefSeq and is a predicted model, not a curated record.